Xiphophorus couchianus (Monterrey platyfish) is the source of this 798-nucleotide messenger RNA. RefSeq names its product phospholipase A2 inhibitor and Ly6/PLAUR domain-containing protein-like. The record is from RefSeq and is a predicted model, not a curated record. Lineage: Eukaryota; Metazoa; Chordata; Actinopteri; Cyprinodontiformes; Poeciliidae. The coding region runs from base 46 to 657 and encodes 203 amino acids. The transcript has 5 exons.
UUUCAAUUGAGAAAAUUAUCACUCAAUUUGUGAUCCAUCAGCAAAAUGUUCCUCUUCACUUUGGUGCUCGUGGUGCUGUUUCUACCGGAAGCUGACACCCUGAAAUGUAAAUGUGUACCUGGCCCCUACAUGAUAUGCUCUGCAGAAACAACUGAAUGUCCCUCACAGAACUAUAGUUGUUUAGUAGCAACAAAAGUCUAUUUUUCAGAUGGUGCAAAGAUUGAGCGCAACUCCAAAGGUUGCAUUAUAUCUGAACUGUGUAUUAGCUACUCUGUCAACUUUGGAGCUGAAAGAAUUGUACAAAACACCAAGUGCUGCAGUGAAGAUCUCUGCAACGCCCAGAUUAACUACACAAAACCUGAGUACAAUUCCACUACAAAUGGAAAAAAGUGCUUCAGCUGUGACGGAGAAAACUGCAUGAAAACCCUUAACUGUGCAGGGGAUGAAAACUACUGCAUUAAAGUAACAGAAAAUGUAGCUGGAGUAAGUCUGACGCUGAAGGGAUGUGCCUCUGAGUCGGUGUGCUCAGAUAGGGCAGCUUCACUGGUGAAUCAGAUCACUGGAUCAAAUAUUAGCUGCUGCCAGAGUGACUACUGCAACGGCGCCAGCAACACCAGCAGCACCAGCAGCACCAGCAGCACCAGCAGCACUUUUUAAUCACAAUUCAUUUUCUAAACCUGUUCUUUUUAUUUGAUUCUAUAGCUUGGUUAGCUAAGCAACAUUUUAUAAUCAACAACAUCCUCUAUACUUUGUUGUUCUAUACUAAAAUAAUCUUCCUCAAUAAACACAAUUUUUUUU